This is a messenger RNA of Didymosphaeria variabile, 675 nucleotides long. RefSeq lists its product as uncharacterized. The coding region runs from base 1 to 675 and encodes 224 amino acids. The transcript has 2 exons. The record is from RefSeq and is a predicted model, not a curated record. NCBI's taxonomy places the organism in Eukaryota, Fungi, Ascomycota, Dothideomycetes, Pleosporales, Didymosphaeriaceae. Gene Ontology annotation, molecular function: acyltransferase activity, transferring groups other than amino-acyl groups.
AUGCUCAACCCACAGCUGGAAGUUUCGCUACUCAAGCCUGAAGAGGCAGAGCAGUAUAUGCGCAUACGGCACGAGGUUUUCAGACCUACUAUGAACAAAAUUUUCUACUCUCGCGGCGAGCCAUCACAGAAGACGCUCGACCGAGUGACAGAGGAGACUAGGGAUGGAAUCAUUAACAAGGGAAUCUUCUAUCUCAAGUGCACGGAUAGGUCAACCGGAGAGAUGAUUGGAGGAGCACGCUGGCGGUACGCUAAGCCUAAAGAGGAGGGUGCACGAGAAAGGACAUGGGACGAAGUUGAAGCUGGCUUUACGAUCCCUGAGCCAUAUGACGAAUCCAACCCGGGGCUCAUUCGAAAUCUUCACCGUCUCCUCAAUACGAAUAAGCGCGCGAUACUUGGCAACAGACCAUAUUACACACUGGUCACCUGUGUUGUCCUUCCACAGCAUGAAAGGCGAGGCGCUGGAAGUAUGCUGGUGCAGUGGGGGUGUGAAAGGGCAGACGAGGCUGGUGUGGAGGCAUAUCUCGAAGCGAGUCUCGUUGGUGCCCCAAUGUAUGCGAGACAUGGCUUCAAACCUGUGAAGCAGAUCGAACUAGAUACGAAGAAAUUCGGUGCGGAGGAGAACGAACAAUUUAUUUUGAUGCUUAGACCUGCGAAAGCCGAUGGAACGCCAUGA